Messenger RNA from Penaeus chinensis, 539 nucleotides. RefSeq names its product pro-resilin-like. Gene Ontology annotation, cellular component: extracellular matrix. The transcript has 3 exons. Bases 14 to 313 code for a protein of 99 amino acids. The record is from RefSeq and is a predicted model, not a curated record. Lineage: Eukaryota; Metazoa; Arthropoda; Malacostraca; Decapoda; Penaeidae.
ACUACAAGGCAUCAUGAACGCUAAGGUCUUGCUCCUAGUAUGUCUUGCAGCCGUUGUUGCUGCGGACAGUUUUGAAUCUGCUGAAUCAGGUGAAUACAACUUCAACUGGGCCGUCAAACAUGACGACUCCGGCAAUGACUUCGGUCACCAGGAAGCCCGCAAUGGAGACAACACCCAGGGGUCCUACUACGUGCAGCUCCCCGACGGCCGCCUGCAGACCGUCAGGUACGUCGUGGACGGCGACAACGGAUACGUGGCCGAAGUGAACUACGAGGGCGAGGCUCGUUACCCCGACUCCAAUGAAUCAAAGUGAAGAAAAUCUGUUAGCCCCUACGUGAAAUGAAGCGAUAAGAAACACACCCGAUUUCAUUGUCUGUUUAAUGCAGACAGAGUAGAAUUAUCUGAUCUAAUGUAAUUCCCACAAGUCUUUCCAUUCUCUUCUAGGGUCUGCUCUAGGAGGGGUACCAAAUGCUGUAAAAAUGCCUUAUUUAUUGUUGCUCUCCAAUAAAUUGUCUCCUUAUUAACAAGAGUCAUAUUUA